This is a messenger RNA of Closterium sp. Naga37s-1, 2403 nucleotides long. NCBI's taxonomy places the organism in Eukaryota, Viridiplantae, Streptophyta, Zygnematophyceae, Desmidiales, Closteriaceae. The record is from the annotation of a GenBank genome assembly.
AUGGCCGUCAUUGGAGAACGCCGCGCCAAGUUCUCCGCGGCGGGGCUUCUCCCCCUGCUCGUCCUCGCAUUGCUGCUGCAGGCGCCCUCCGCGUCCGCCCGCCACUGGUUCUGGAACGACGCCCUUUUCCCCGUCGCCAGCACAGCCGAAACGGAACCCGGCGCCGCGUUCACCGCCGCGGGGGCUACCGCGCCGCCUCAAGCAGUCCCAACGCUAGCCCCGGCUUCGCCGACGACAGCCCCGCCGGCGCCGACGGCAGCUUCGCCGGCGCCUGCGCCGGCGCCGGCUCCUGCGGUGAAGUCGUGUUACGACGCCGUCCCUGUGGACCGUUUCGUCGCGUCCGGAGCCGCGCCCGACCCGUGUGCUGCGCUGUCGGCGGAGCUGAAGCGCACUGCCGUGAAAUUGGGGGGCAUGGCCAAGACUGGAGGGAAAGGAUUCGCUUCUCCUUCUCUCUUCAGCGCCUGCCACUCCACGUUCCUGUUCAGGAAGGACUGCGACGUGGCGGACCUGCUGUCAAUCGCGAACGCGUUCGACAAUCACUACGUGUACAAGCACAUCGCCGUCGACUCGCCGGACCAGACGAACCUCCCGAGCAGCAUCGAUAUUGUCGCGGAUCUGAGAGAGAUCCUCACGAACGCCACCGCGGGGAAGUACCCGCGGCUGGUGGACGCGCACAUGGCGGCGUACCGGGCGGUGUGGGCGCUCAACGACGGGCAUAGCUUUUUCAUGCCGCAAUGCUUCAUGGGUACUUUCGACUUGCCGUUGCCGCUCUUGGCUGUCGUCGAAAACGGGCAGCAGAUCAUUCGCGUUGCGCCGCGCCGAUAUGUCACUCCCGAGGGCAUGGACCAUGUUGCGAAGGUUGUGCACAAUUUUGAUUUCGGCCUUUACGAAGGCCGACAGGUUGUGGCUAUAAACGGGGUCAAAGCGGAAACAUUCAUCCUGAAUUGGGCAGACAAGGAAAUGGGCAUGUUUCGCAAUCGCGCUUCGCGAUUCACGAAAGCUUUCGCGAGGAAUGAAGCGGCAGGAACAGGAACGGUGAAAGGGACGAGUAUCGUUCAGGUGCCAGGCGAAUUCGCCCGGCGACUCUAUGCUCCCGAAGAUGACACCUUACUGGUGUCAUUCGCAACAGCGGAUGGAAGCUCGACGGAAGACGUAAAGGUGCCAUGGAUCGGGACAUUUGCGCUUUCCGUCUUUGCAAAUGCCACGGGGUACUGGAAGGCAUACUGUGCCGUGAAGGACCCAUCAGUUGCUGGCGGCAACAGCGCGCAGCCAGGCGCGCAGACAAGCUCAGUCGGUCGUGCGGACAUUCCGGUGAUGGACAGGUUUCUCGAACGCCGUCCCGCUCCAGUCUACUACCACGACGAUACGAGCGAUGGCAGUGGCGAUCACCUGAAUGUCGAGAUUGCGUCGCUUUCUGCUGCAGCAGCGGGACCGACCGUAAAGAGGAUUUCACCAACGACUGAUGAUUUUCUGGUAUACCUGGUGGGCGGCACCACGGCUGUGGUCUGGAUUCACCAGUUCAGUCCCAGCGGCGAGGUGACGAAGGCGUUGGAGGCGAAGAAGAUCAAUGAGGAGCAGUAUAUGAUUACGGAGGUCACUAAGGCUUUUAAUACCGCAGCAGCAUCCGGCGCCUCUCAAGUCAUCCUAGACGUGCGGGGCAACGGUGGCGGCUCCGUUCUUGCCGCAUACACAGCCAUCCGUCUCCUCAUGGGGGCAGCCAAGGUCCCCGACUCUGCCUUCGCCAUGCCGAUGGAUUUCAACAUCGGUACCCAGUACACUGAGAAUGCCAUGAGCGCGCUCUCACUCGACCCAUCCAUGCUCUACUGCUUUAAUCCAUAUGUUGACCUCAAUGGCACCGACCUCUCCAGCGUCUUUAGCUACGCUCCUUUCCGCGAGCUCCGCUUCACAAAAGCCGGCCCUGUUGGGAACUACUCGGCGCCGUUUAAGAUGAAUAGCAAGUUUUCAGGGAAGGAGCAGCAGCCGGUGUUUGGCGACCGCCCCUUCCUGGUCCUUUCGGACGGAAACUGCUUUUCAGCCUGCGCAAUCCUCACGCACGUCCUGGGGAAACGCCACAAAGUGCCCAUGGUAACCGUGGGUGGUUUGCCCAACCAGCCCCCUGAUGUGAGCUCCUCGUGCCUCGGGUUUACUAUUCCUGAUAUCUAUGCGAUGGCACCAGGCCUCAGCAAUCUCGCUGCCUUAGUGCCAAAGAUGGCGUCGCUACCUCUCAAGGUGAAAGGGUCGGUUGGCAUGGCGUUUACCAACGGGUAUGUGGAUUCGGAGAUUCCGUGCGAGUUUGAGUUUCUGCCCAGCCAGCAUCACAUUAACUACACCGUUGAUCUCAUUGACAAGCCCUGGGCCAUUUGGAGUGAGGUGGCCAAGCUCUUAGCCUCCCCUGCUGCCUAG